AUGUAUAGAACUAUCACAAAGAAGACAAAUUCGGUCGCGAUUGCUAUCUACGAUUACAAGAAAGAUAUAAGGCUGAGCGUUCAAUUGAUUCGUUGGAUGAUGGAGAUAAUUGGCGCAUGGCCGAAAUCUGCUGUGAUCUCAUUGUUAGAGAGAUACGCGUACGCGCUGUUAAAUGUUAUUUGUAUCGGUUUGAUUAGCUUUCUCGUCGUACCCGCUGUUAUCUACAUAGUGCUUGAAAUGGAUGAUGGAUACCUUAUUUUGAAACUCUCCGGAGCAUUGAGUUUCUGCAUAUUGGCCAUCGUGAAAUAUUUUUCGUUAAUCUUUCAUGAAAAAGAUAUUCGUAAUGGUAUCAAGUAUAUCGAGAAUGAUUGGAUAAACACUCAGUAUUACAGUGAUCGGAUUAUCAUGAUCAAGAGCGCGAAAUUUGGUCAACACCUUGUGGCAAUUUGUAUAUUUUUCAUGUAUGGCGGUGCCGUUUUCUUCUAUCUUGCCCUACCGUUCAGUGUUAGCAAAAUUACAGAAGAUGACGGUAACCUGACAUAUCGGCCACUGGUGUAUCCAGUCGCCAGGGUGAUUAUCGAUGUACGAUAUAGUCCUACUAGGGAGAUUUUUUUUUGGAUGCAGUGCCUAUCAGGUUUUCUCGCUCACUCUAUCACUGCUAGUGGAUGCAGUUUAGCUGCCGUAUUCGCGAUGCACGCUUAUGGUCGCAUGGAGAUCCUAAUACAAUGGAUCGAGCAUUUGAUAGACGGACGAGAAGAUUUAUGUGAUAACAUGAAUGAGAGAUUGGCGAUGAUUGUAGAGCAGCACGUACGAAUUUUACGGUGA
Cyphomyrmex costatus is the source of this 825-nucleotide messenger RNA. RefSeq lists its product as uncharacterized. The coding region runs from base 1 to 825 and encodes 274 amino acids. Gene Ontology annotation, molecular function: odorant binding; olfactory receptor activity. The transcript has a single exon. Lineage: Eukaryota; Metazoa; Arthropoda; Insecta; Hymenoptera; Formicidae. The record is from RefSeq and is a predicted model, not a curated record. Gene Ontology annotation, biological process: detection of chemical stimulus involved in sensory perception of smell; sensory perception of smell. Gene Ontology annotation, cellular component: plasma membrane.